ACUUGACCCGUCCGUCUGUUUUUUCUCCUCCACUCCACUGGUUUCCGCUUUCGCUUGCUAUUUUCUUAGGAACCAAACGAGAGAGAGAGUAUGUCGGUGAUGAUAGUUACAAGUUUAGGAGAUAUAGUAAUUGAUUUAUUUACUGAAAAAUGCCCCUUGACCUGCAAGAAUUUCUUGAAGCUUUGCAAAAUUAAAUAUUACAAUGGUUGCCUAUUUCACACUGUUCAAAAGGAUUUUACUGCACAAACCGGUGAUCCAGCUGGUACUGGAGCUGGUGGUGAUUCUAUUUACAAAUUUCUCUAUGGUGAUCAAGCGCGAUUUUUUAGUGAUGAAAUCCAUCUUGAUUUGAAACAUUCUAAGACUGGAACCGUUGCAAUGGCAAGUGCUGGUGAGAAUCUGAAUGCUUCUCAGUUCUAUUUCACCUUGCGUGAUGGUUUGGACUACCUUGAUGGCAAGCAUACUGUCUUUGGAGAGGUGGCAGAAGGCCUUGAAACUCUGACUAGGAUAAAUGAAGCUUAUGUGGAUACAAAGAACAGGCCUUUCAAAAAUAUUCGAAUCAAACACACAUAUAUACUUGAUGAUCCAUUUGAUGAUCCUCCUCAGCUGACAGAAUUGAUUCCUGAUGCUUCUCCAGAAGGAAAACCGAAGCAGGAGGUUGAAGAUGAGGUACGGCUUGAAGAUGAUUGGGUGCCCAUGGAUGAGCAGUUAGGUCCAGCAGAACUUGAGGAGGUUCUUCGUGCAAAGGAUGCACAUUCUAGUGCUGUUGUACUUGAGAGUAUUGGGGAUAUUCCUGAUGCUGAGAUGAAGCCUCCAGACAAUGUCCUUUUUGUUUGUAAACUGAAUCCAGUUACUGAAGAUGAGGACUUGCAUACAAUCUUUUCACGCUUUGGAACUGUUAUAUCGGCUGAAAUUAUCCGUGAUUUCAAAACUGGAGACAGCUUAUGCUAUGCAUUUAUAGAGUUUGAGACCAAAGAGUCAUGUGAGCAAGCAUAUUUUAAGAUGGAUAAUGCUUUAAUUGAUGAUAGAAGGAUACAUGUGGAUUUCAGUCAGAGUGUUGCAAAACAAUGGGCUGAAUACAGGCGCAGAGGUGGUCAAAUGGGUAAAGAAAGAGGCUGCUUCAAAUGUGGUGCUCCUGAUCACACGGCCAAGGAUUGUACCGGGGGCCCUCCCACCAAGCAACUCCAACCUCCAAAAUAUGUUCUGAAGGAUGAUAACAUGCAGCAUGGUGGAAAAAAUAACUCCAGAUAUGAAAUGGUAUUUGAUGGAGAUACUCCGGAAAGUCCAAGACAAGAAAAGAGAAAUGGACGACAUGAUCCAGAGAGAGAGAAGAUGCACAGGAGAAGUUUGGAAGACCUGAAACAUGGGGCUGAAGAAAAGAAAUAUCAAGGUGAUGGGCAUAGGCAGCGUGACAGAAAUAGGGGACACAGGGAGGAUGAUAGGCAUCAUGAAAAGAAACCAAGUCGAUAUCCUGAGGAACGAACAGAUAGAAGAAAAGAGAGAGAUGAUGAUAGGAGAGAUGAUCGAGAUUAUUGGAACAGAAGUGCCGAUGUUGAAGGCCGUGGAGAUGGGAGGGAAAAUGAAGGUUAUAGAAAAAGAACUGCAGAUUAUGAUAGUCGCAGGGGAGAAUUGAGGGAUGGCUCCAAUUACAAAAGGAGAUACAUAGAUGGUGACAAACAGGACUCGAGAGAUGAAUCAAGCCAUAGAAAUUAUGAUGGCCAUCAAGGCAGGAGGGAAGGUCAGGAACAUAGACGCCGAGGCAGUGCAAGUGUUGAUCAGGAACAUGAUCGUGAGAGAAGGCAUCGAAGUGACAGAAGGAGAUGAAAUAUGAGAUGUUAUCUUGCUGGAACUUGGACUUGUAGUUUUCUUUGGUAUUCUAUCACUUAAUAUUAAAAUCCUUGGACCUUAAUUGUUUCUUGCAGAAGAAGUCCUUUGAGCAUAAUAUGUUUUGAGAGACUAGAUUCACUUCCAUACUUGUAAAAUAACAUCGGGGUCUUUCUUAACUUAAGCAUCAAAUUGCGGACAGAUGCAAUUAUCUGAA
Messenger RNA from Ricinus communis (castor bean), 2038 nucleotides. RefSeq names its product peptidyl-prolyl cis-trans isomerase CYP59. The transcript is spliced from 14 exons. Gene Ontology annotation, cellular component: nucleus. NCBI's taxonomy places the organism in Eukaryota, Viridiplantae, Streptophyta, Magnoliopsida, Malpighiales, Euphorbiaceae. Gene Ontology annotation, molecular function: peptidyl-prolyl cis-trans isomerase activity; RNA binding; zinc ion binding. Bases 91 to 1821 code for a protein of 576 amino acids. The record is from RefSeq and is a predicted model, not a curated record. Gene Ontology annotation, biological process: protein peptidyl-prolyl isomerization.